GCCACGUGGCAUUCCAGUGACAAGGAAGAAGAGAUGACGAGCUGAGGGAAAACAGAGAGGGUCACCGGCAGAGUGGUGAAGAAGAAGUUUAUCCAACCGGCGGGAGCUGCGGGACUGAGCCAAAGCCACCUCUAUCUACCUCGAACCAGUCACUCCUCGCAAAUUUGUUAUGAGAUUGGCACUUAUGGCGCUAUCUCCUCCUCCUUCUUCGAUUAGUUUUCUCCAAUUUCCUUGUUCCUCCUCCUCUCCUCCUCCUCUACUACCACUCCCACCUUCCUCCUCUCCCCACCACCGCCGUCGCGCUUUCUCCACUCUUCAGUUCUGCUGCCCAACACCCAUGAACCACACACGACGCCGCACACAGCACAGGCUUGCCGUUCUGGCUUCUCCAGUAGUCAAGCCCCAAGCUUCUUCCGCGACUAGAGAGCCCAUGCUUCCUCCUUACAAUGUGGUUAUCACCGGUUCCUCCAAAGGCAUUGGGUAUGCACUAGCUAAAGGGUUUCUAGCAGCAGGUGACAAUGUCAUCAUAUGCUCAAGAUCAGCUGAAAGGGUAGAAUCAGCAGUCGAAAGCCUAAAAAAUGAAUUUGGAGAGCAGCAUGUGUGGGGUACAACAUGCGAUGUUAGGGAAGGACAAGAUGUCAAGAAUCUAGUCGCAUUUGCAAAGGAAAACCUCAAAUAUGUUGACAUAUGGAUCAAUAAUGCAGGAUCAAAUGCCUAUAGCUAUAAGCCCUUAUCAGAAUCAUCAGAUGAAGACCUUAUAGAAGUUGUCACCACAAACACCCUUGGACUGAUGAUAUGUUGUCGAGAGGCAAUUAAAAUGAUGCUGAACCAACCACGAGGGGGUCAUAUAUUCAAUAUUGAUGGAGCUGGUUCAGAUGGAAGACCUACCCCUAGGUCUUGGUUACCAUGGGUGUGUAUAAUCUAUAUCACUUUGCAUUAAUGUGUUUACAGAAAUGAGAUCCAUAUGCCCAAUAAGUACAUGAUAACAUCUAACUGAUUUGCAGCUUAUGGGGCAACUAAGCGCAGUGUAGUGCAUCUAACAAAGUCGUUGCAGGCAGAGCUGCAGAUGCAAGAUGUUCGGAAUGUUGUAGUACAUAAUCUUUCGCCUGGAAUGGUUACAACGGACCUCCUAAUGUCCGGGGCCACAACAAAGCAGGCAAAGUUCUUCAUUAAUGUUCUCGCAGAACCACCAGAAGUGGUUGCAGAGUAUCUAGUUCCAAAUAUCAGAUCAAUCCCAACCAAUGGAUCCACGAGACCCACGUAUAUACGCUUUCUUACGGGCAUAAAAGCAUAUUCGCAGAUUUUCUCAAGAUUUGCAUUUGGUGCAAGAAGGAACAGACAUGUGCUCGAAGAUUGAACAGGAACCAUCCCUGGCAGAAGCACAGCUCAGCUCACGACAACGUAUGGUUGGCUCGGUCGAUGAUGAUCACACAGCACGGAUGCUUCCCACUUGCUGCCACAUUUUGUGCUCCUAUUUCCAUGUUGUCUUUACCUCUCGCAUAGCGUUCAUUCAUCAAAAUGUUCUGUUAUACUGAGAGAGUUGCGACGUGGUUGUAAGUAUUGCCGUUUUAGAAUGGUUAGUAUGUAUGGUAUGCACAAGUGAAAAGGUGAAAAUACAGUAUGUAUGGUAAUUUCCCCCGGUUGCUGGUUUUUCUGGUUUGUCUUGAGGUGGGUGAGGGGCCCUUCCAUUCCUGUUAUGUUUUUUUGGUUAUGGAGGCCCGUGACUUCCCUGACUUCUGAUCUCUUGGCUGGCUUGCUUAUUCCUACCCAGCCCAAGUUCCAUUUCAAACUGGUAAGAUGACCACAUACUACCUUUAACAAUAAACCAGUACAACCCGAUUAUGGUGCUCAUAACGCUCCACACUUGUCGGAUAUUGUGUGGAUAAUCUGUAGCCGUUGGAUGGAUGUGGUGUCAUUUU
This is a messenger RNA of Linum tenue, 1919 nucleotides long. The record is from the annotation of a GenBank genome assembly. Lineage: Eukaryota; Viridiplantae; Streptophyta; Magnoliopsida; Malpighiales; Linaceae.